ACGGAGCGCGGCUCUGACGCGUGUUUCUGCAGCGCGUGCGGCGCACAUGGAUAUAAAGCCCACCGCGCGAGAAGCGGACAGAACAGCAGAAGAGACGUCUCAGGAAAGUUAUCCAUCCAAACUUCUGGGAAAUAUGCAUCCGCACGUGGUGAGCUGGCUCGGGACCGUGGGGCUCCUGCUGUGGGCGCUGCUCUGCCUGGGUGCCCUGACGGAGGGAUACCCGGUGAAACCGGAGAACCCUGGGGAGGACGCCCCGGCGGUGGAACUGGCCAAGUACUACUCAGCCCUGAGGCACUACAUCAACCUCAUCACGAGACAGAGGUACGGAAAGAGGUCCAGUCCUGAGAUUCUGGACACGCUGGUCUCAGAGCUGCUGUUGAAGGAAAGCACAGACGCGCUCCCACAGUCAAGAUAUGACCCGUCAUUGUGGUGAUGCUGUCGACAGGGCUGUCUUCAUCCUCACUGCUGCCCCGCCGCCGCUGAUAUUCUGACCUCUGCCCGCCCCGCCUCGGCCCCUUUGCCCCUUCCCGAGCCGUAUAUUCAAUCCCACCUCCUUACCCAUCGGCCACAAUCACAGCUGCUUAUACCAUUGUAAAUAGCUUAUUCAGAGUUGUCAUCUGUGAGACAUAAAAAUGAAUAUGGGGGGAGGGAAUGUUGAUUGUGUUGUAUAAUUGUGCUAUUAAAGAUUAAUUGUUUGAAGGAA
This is a messenger RNA of Pungitius pungitius (ninespine stickleback), 703 nucleotides long. RefSeq names its product neuropeptide Y (gene npy). Gene Ontology annotation, cellular component: extracellular region. Bases 47 to 433 code for a protein of 128 amino acids. The record is from RefSeq and is a predicted model, not a curated record. NCBI's taxonomy places the organism in Eukaryota, Metazoa, Chordata, Actinopteri, Perciformes, Gasterosteidae. Gene Ontology annotation, biological process: neuropeptide signaling pathway; feeding behavior. The transcript has 4 exons. Gene Ontology annotation, molecular function: neuropeptide hormone activity; neuropeptide Y receptor binding.